GUGCUCUCAAAUAUCGAUGAGCUGUUCAACAGAGAGGAGCUGUCGGCGGCUCCUGACCCCGGCUGGCCCGACUGCUUCAACUCCGGUGUGUUUGUAUUCCGUCCCUCUCUGGAGACCUACGGCAAACUGCUCCAGCACUGUACAGACCACGGCAGCUUCGACGGAGGAGACCAGGGGGUUUUGAACAGCUUCUUCAAUGACUGGUCAACAGCUGACAUAUCCAAACACCUCCCCUUCAUCUACAACCUGAGCAGCAUCGCCAUCUACACCUACCUUCCAGCAUUCAAGCAAUAUGGUGGCAAUGCCAAGGUGGUGCAUUUCCUGGGGAAGACCAAGCCGUGGAGCUACACGUACAACACCACAUCCAGACAGAUCACAGGCAGUGCGGACGACGCCACCACGCACCCCACCUUCCUGCAGGACUGGUGGAGCCUGUACUCCAGCACCGUGGUGCCCAUGCUGCAGGAGCAACACGGAGACCAGCCCUUCUACUCCGGAUGUGUGGAGCCCCCGCCCUGUGACAUGAUCACUGUUGAGAGUGUGCAGGAUGGGACUUGCCCUGCAUUUGAUCAAGCAAUCCCACCGGAACUUUCCUCAGAAGAGCGGAAGCAGAAAUGGGAGCAAGGCCAGGCAGACUACUUGGGAAUGGACUCAUUUGACAAUAUCAAGAAAAAGCUUGAUUCUUUUCUUAAAUAAAGAAUUGAGAUCUGUAAAGAGCACUUGCAGUUUACUGUCAGCACAGGUGAUAAAAAAACAAAAAAAUAAUAAUGUAAAAGACCUUGCAUCUGUAAUUCAUAGCUGUUUGUCGACCUGAAUGAGUCUCUCGCUCCACCAGCAUUACUACUACCGGGGGGGGGAAUAUUCUUUAUUGUCCAUUACCCUGCGACAUGUAUCUGUGCUGUUACACUGUGGAGAGAAGGAGGAAGGACCUACAGCUAAACAUCCAUUUGAAGGUAAUAGCAAUGUACAUUUAGCUAAAUGUGUUCUCAUGUCAAUGCUGUUUUAGGAUAUGUUAACACUAGUUGAACUCGGCGUUUUGUAUCUCAGCAGUUAAUGAUUUUCUUUCUUUUUUUACACCACGCAGACUCCUAUUAAUCUCCAGAGCAUUAAUUUCUCCUUCUCUCCCAUUUAUUUCUCAUGUUUUAACAUGGAGACAGCCAGCCUAUGUUUGACAUAGAAACACAAAGAUAUGUUUACAGCACGUCUGAAGGCCACAGGACGCUGGUUUAGCCGUAGACUAGAUCCUCAGUGCCUUGUGUUUUGCUCUAAUGCCGUCAUCUCAUCUUUUCUUGACUUUCAGCUUUUCUGUAGGACAUAAUGUUUUUUUUUUUAACUUCCCUGUGUUUUACUUGACCAGGAUGUUGGUUGUACCGUUUGAAAUCUCAUCUGCAAUAAAUAAAAACAUUAAAAGUUA
This is a messenger RNA of Notothenia coriiceps (black rockcod), 1414 nucleotides long. Its product is annotated as glycogenin-1-like. NCBI's taxonomy places the organism in Eukaryota, Metazoa, Chordata, Actinopteri, Perciformes, Nototheniidae. Gene Ontology annotation, molecular function: glycosyltransferase activity. The record is from RefSeq and is a predicted model, not a curated record. The transcript has 5 exons. The annotation marks the transcript as partial.